Molecule: messenger RNA, 1758 nt
Organism: Rubroshorea leprosula
Lineage: Eukaryota; Viridiplantae; Streptophyta; Magnoliopsida; Malvales; Dipterocarpaceae
Source: the annotation of a GenBank genome assembly
CAUUUUCUCUUCUUCCUCUCUUUCUUUUCUCUUUUGCCUCCCGUCUCCUCCUUCUUUUUCUUACUGUUUUUUUUCUACUUCUUUUUCUUUGUCAUUUCCUCUCUUCUUUUCUCUCUUCCCUUUUCUUUCUCAUUUCCUUCUAUUUCCUUUUCUUUCCUCUCUUUUUUCUCUCCACUUUUUCAUAUUUUCUUUCCUUUUUAUUUUCUUUUUUCUGUUUUCUCAUAUUGCUAAAAGAGGUGGAAAUCGAAGAACAAUGGAGUCUUCGAACAUCGUAGAUGUCAAUGCCGACCCAGAUCUCAGUGGGGAUGAGAGAGAUAAUAAGUCAGCCAACACUGCCAAAAUGUUUCUGCAUGUUGGUGGUAGGUUAGUGCAGAACGAAGGCCUUAAAUACGUUGAUGGGGAGUGCUAUGUUUGGAAUGUAGACCCAGAAAAAAUAACAGUGUGGGAGUUUUAUAGAAAGGUUGAGUUUUGUAAGUAUGAUCCUGAUAUGGUAGAUGGGAUAUGGUAUUUGCAACAUGGAAAAACCUUAGAAGAUGGCUUAGUGCGAAUUGUCAAUGAUGAUUCAGUGAGGGAGGUGCUGGAAAUUAUAAAGGUUGUCAAUGUUAUCCAUGUUUAUAUACUUCAUGUCCCUGACUUUGCACAUGUAGAAGAAGAAGUGCUUCUUUUACCAGCUCCUGGUGAUGAUCAGAAGGAGGACAAUGACGAUGCAACUGACAAUGUUCAACCUAAUGUUAAUGAGGAAAGUGUUGGUGCUGAUGGGGCUGCUGCUAACAUUACUGAGGAAGGUGUUAGUGUUAAAACUCAUGAUGGGGAUGCUGUAACUGAUGAUGGUGUCAGAGUUGAGUCUGGUGAUGAUGAGGAAGAUCAUAUUAUUGAUGUUCCUGAGUUAACAGACAAUGAAGAUGAAGAGACGCUGCAAGCUAGAAAGAACGUCAAGUUUUUCAACAACAUUGAGGACAGCAUUGAGAAAGACCUUGAACGACCAACAGUUGAUGUAAAGUAUUCUGAUGCACAUACUACAGGUUCUAGUGCUAGAGGACCAAGUGGACAACAUUUGAAUGAAGUUGAUGAGAUAGGGAGUGAUGAAGAAGAUAGCUAUCUCUCAACAUCUGACGAUGAAGCGAGUGAAGCUGAACAUGGUAAAAGGAGACGGGCCACGCAUAAGGCUUACCAAGAGCCAAGAGAUGAUGAGACUCCUGACGUUAGAUUAGGAAUGAUGGCAUCAUGUGUGAAGGCACCAGAUUGUCCGUGGCAGAUUUAUUUGGCAAUGGAUGCACCAACUGAAUCUUGGAUGGUGAAGACAUUUGUGUCUGAGCAUACAUGCCACUGGCUGUUAAAGAAGAACAAGCGAUGCAACUCAACAGUAGCUGCAAAGCACUUGGUGAGGCACAAAGGGUUUACUGCCUUGUACAUGAGGAGAACUGACAUUUAUAAUGUCAUUAGGAAAGAGUUAAGUGUUGAGUUAUCUGACCAUCAACUGAAAAAGGUGAAGGAGAAGAUUGGGAAGGCAUUUGAGGGUGAUUGCAAGAUGGAAUAUGGUAAAUUAUGGGAUUAUGCUGUAGAACUUCGAUCGAAAGACCCUGCUGCCACCAUCAUUAUAUCGGCAUCAAGACCAACUACAGAUUUAAAUCCUGUUUUCUUAAGGAUGUACAUAUGUUUUUCUGCAAUGAAGCUGGGAUUUGUAGCUGGCUGCAGGCGUGUUAUUGGUCUUGAUGGUGCCUUCCUUAAAGGAGCCCGUGGAAGGUGAAACCACAGAGA